This is a messenger RNA of Aspergillus homomorphus CBS 101889, 5662 nucleotides long. RefSeq names its product DNA topoisomerase 2. Gene Ontology annotation, molecular function: DNA topoisomerase type II (double strand cut, ATP-hydrolyzing) activity; ATP binding; DNA binding. The transcript has 3 exons. The record is from RefSeq and is a predicted model, not a curated record. Lineage: Eukaryota; Fungi; Ascomycota; Eurotiomycetes; Eurotiales; Aspergillaceae. Gene Ontology annotation, biological process: resolution of meiotic recombination intermediates; sister chromatid segregation; DNA topological change. The coding region runs from base 231 to 5375 and encodes 1714 amino acids. Gene Ontology annotation, cellular component: nucleus.
AAAGAAGGACGACAACCAACUUAACACGGUCGACAACAAAGGUAACCAGUUGGGGGACAGGUUACUCCUUCAUAACACCUAUCUAUCCCCUCUUGUAUAUCCCCUAGCCUUCGCCUGCGAGGCUUCCCCUGUACUAACUCUCCUCGUUCCCCUAUCUUCUUGUCACUCUUUGCCAUCCUUUUCCCUCGUUCGCUCUUUUUCACACGCGCGCCCAGCGUUUUCUCCCCACAAUGGAUGAUUCCAUGGUGGAGUCCGUCUUCGAGGACGAUGGAAGUUCAGACUUCGCCCCCGAACCCGCUCCUAAACCCAAAGCCAAGUCGGCUCCUAAAAAGGCCGCAGCUACCAAAGCAGCGACUAAAAAGCUCACUCAGACCAAAUUAACGGCCAAAUCCGCAGCGAAAGCGGCACCCAAGAAACGAACCAAGCCUGACAGCGACGAUGACAUGGAAGACGCUGACCGCAUGUCCGAUAUCGAUUCCAUCAUGUCUCACACUCCACCUAAGAAGGCCAAGAAAGCACCCGCUGCUUCGAAGAAAGGCGGGAACAAGCCGCUUGCCGACGUUGAGAACGAGUCGUUUGGAAAGGCCGAUUCCGCGGAGGCCCCUGAUGGUGUGGCUGUUGACGCAUCAGAGAAGUUCCAGAGGCUUAAUCCCCGCGAACACAUCCUUCUACGUCCCGAUACCUAUGUCGGAUCCGUCGAACGCACAGAGCAGCAAAUGUGGGUCUACAACUCAGAAAUGGAUGGAAUGGAAUAUCGUGAGGUCUCGUUCGUUCCAGGUCUCUACAAGAUUUUUGACGAAAUCGUGGUGAACGCCGCCGACAACAAACAAAAUGACGACAGCAUGGAUGAAAUUCGCGUGACGGUCAACCGGGAAGCAGGUGAAAUCAGUGUGUGGAAUAACGGCAAUGGUAUCCCCAUCGAAUGGCACAAAACUGAGGAUAUGUACAUCCCGCAGCUGAUUUUCGGCAAUCUUUUGACCUCGUCCAACUACAACGACGACCAGCAGAAGGUCACAGGUGGUCGUAACGGUUACGGUGCUAAGCUCUGUAACGUCUUCUCCACCGAGUUCAUUUUGGAGACUCAGGACUCGCGCCAGAAGAAGAGAUACAAGCAGACAUGGACCAACAACAUGAUGAACUGUGGAAAGCCUAAAAUUACAGACGCCAAGGGUGAAGACUACACCAAAGUUACAUUCAAGCCUGACUUUGCCAAGUUCGGAAUGACUGGCAUGGAUGAUGAUUUCGAGGCGCUUGUCAAACGUCGUGUUUAUGACUUGGCUGGAACCGCGAAGGUGGCUGUCAAGUUGAAUGGAACACGCGUUCCUGUGCGAAACUUCAAGAAGUAUAUGGAGAUGUACACCAAGGCUAUCAGGAGAGAGCGAGGCGAAGAGGGUGCGGGAACCAAAGAUGAGAUCAUCACCUGCAGCCCGGAUCCUCGCUGGGAGGUCGGUUUUGCUGUCUCUGAUGGCUCUUUCCAGCAAGUGUCGUUUGUCAAUUCCAUUGCAACCACCCAAGGAGGUACACACGUGAACUACAUCGCAGAUCAGAUUUGUAACAAGCUGUCGGAAACCGUCAAGAAGAAGAACAAGAACGGUGCUACUCUGAAGCCAGCUCAGAUCCGCAAUCACAUUUUCAUCUUUGUCAACGCACUGAUUGUCAACCCCGCUUUCACCUCCCAGACCAAGGAACAACUUACGACCAAAACGUCUCAAUUCGGUAGCAAAUGCGUUCUUGAAGAAGAUUUCUAUAAGAAAAUCCUCAAAACUGAAGUGAUGAAUAACAUUCUGCACUUCGCCCAGCAGAAGGCUGAUCAGAUGUUGAAAAAAAGCGACGGUGGUCGGCGCAGUCGCAUGAACAAUCCCAAGUUGACGGACGCCAACAAGGCUGGCACGAAGGACGGUCACCACUGUACACUGAUCCUGACUGAGGGUGAAUCCGCCAAGGGUUUGGCCGUGGCUGGACGAUCAGUUGUUGGGCCCGACCUGUUCGGUGUCUUCCCGCUUCGAGGAAAGCUGCUCAACGUGCGUGAUGCGUCCUUCGAUCAGAUCUCGAAGAACGCGGAAAUUCAGAAUAUCAAGAAUUUUAUCGGCCUCCAACAUAAAAAGGAAUACACCGACACCCGCGGCCUUCGGUAUGGCCACUUGAUGAUCAUGACUGAUCAGGAUCACGACGGUAGUCACAUCAAGGGUUUGCUCAUCAAUUUCCUCCAAGCUCAAUUUCCAAGUCUGCUGAAAAUUCCUGAGUUCCUCAUCGAGUUCAUCACUCCCAUUGUGAAGGUGUGGAAGGGUGAUCCCAAGAAUCCCACCAAACAACGCUCUUUCUUCACCAUGCCGGAAUAUGAGGCGUGGAGAGAAGAGCACAAGCAUGAACGCGGCUGGGACCACAAGUACUACAAGGGUCUGGGUACCAGCACCACUGAGGAUGCUCAGGUCUACUUCCGUGACCUCGACCGUCACUUGAAGGAAUUCCACACUUUGCAAGAUAAUGAGGCUCAGCUCAUCGAACUUGCUUUUUCCAAGAAGAAGGCCGAUGAACGAAAGGAAUGGCUCCGGCAGUUCAAGCCUGGAACGUUCCUCGAUCACACGGUUUCCAAAAUCACGUAUACCGACUUCAUCAACAAGGAGCUUAUUUUGUUCAGCAUGGCAGAUAACAUUCGCUCUAUCCCUUCGGUUGUUGAUGGUCUCAAGCCUGGUCAGCGCAAGGUCUUGUACACUUGUUUCCGCAAGAAUUUGAAGAAGGAUAUGAAAGUUGUCGAGCUUGCUGGUCACGUUUCAGGCGCGACUGCGUACCAUCACGGUGAUGCAUCCUUACAGCAGACCAUUGUCGGUCUAGCACAGACUUUCGUCGGUUCCAACAACAUCAACGUCUUGGAGCCUAGUGGUAACUUCGGUAGUCGUCUCCAGGGUGGAUCCGACUGCGCUAGCGCGCGUUAUAUCUACACUCGACUUUCUCCGUUUGCUCGCCGUGUCUUCCACCAAGCGGACGAGCCUCUCCUGACAUACAAUGUCGAUGACGGAGCUACGAUCGAGCCGGAGACCUAUGUGCCAGUUGUCCCUAUGAUUCUCAUCAACGGCGCUGAUGGUAUUGGCACAGGUUGGAGUUCUUCUAUCCCCAACUAUAAUCCGGAGGACAUUGUGGACAAUCUGAAGCGUAUGAUGGACGGUGAGCCGACCAAGCCUAUGCAACCUUGGUUCCGUGGCUUUACUGGCGAGGUCACCGACAUCGGUGGCGAUCGAUUCAAAUUCAGCGGAGUCAUCAAGGAAACUGGGGAGAAGGAAGUGGAAAUUACGGAACUCCCUAUCCGUACUUGGACUCAGGACUUCAAAGACAAAUUGGAAGACAUCAUCAAGGCCGACAAGACACCCUCUUUUAUCAAGGACUACAAGGACUACAACACUCACACCAAGGUUCAUUUCGUCAUCCAGCUAGACGAAAAGAAUAUGAAGGCCGCCUUGUCAGAAGGGUUGGAAGAAAAAUUCAAGCUUUCGAAGACCGUUGCCACGACUAAUCUAGUUGCCUUCGAUCCCGAGGGCCGGAUCACGAAGUAUGCUACAGUCGAUGAUAUUCUCAAGGAGUUCUAUGCCGUUCGGCUCAAGUUCUACGAGCGACGCAAGCAACACCAGCUUUCGGAGCUGCAAAAGGAUUUGGAUAGACUCAGCAAUCAGGCGCGCUUCGUUCAGAUGAUCAUCGAUGGGGACUUGGUCGUCUCAAAGAAGAAGAAGUCUGUUCUCGUUCUCGAAUUGAAGGACAAGGGUUUCAAGCCGUUCCCCAAGGUUGUUCAGGCCGUCAAGGCAGGCGAGACUGAGCCAGCUCUUGAGGAUGAAGAGGAGGCAGUCGACGAUACGGACGCUGACAGUCUUUCCAAUGCCUACGAUUAUCUGCUCGGCAUGGCCAUCUGGUCUUUGACACAGGAGCGUGUGGAGAAGCUCCGCAAACAAAUUGGUGACAAAGAGUUGGAAGUUGACACAUUGAUCAAGUUGUCCAAGGAGGACAUCUGGAGAAAGGAUCUGGACGAUUUCAUCAACGAGUGGCGAUUCCAGCUGGAGGACGAAGCCCGCCGUGAGCGCAAGGUCAUGCAGAUGGGUCGUCGUGCCUCGUCCAAGUUGAUGACUGCCGCCCGUGGACCCGUGGGUCGCAAGCGCAAGGCAGCUCUGGACGAGGACCCAGAUGACGAAGAUUUUGCUGCGCCGAAGACUAAGAAAGCAGCAGCGAAGAAGGCCGCACCCAAGGGAACUUUGCAUAAUUUCUUGAGCAAGUCACCUGCUAAACCCGCGGCGAAGCCAAUCGACGAUGACUCCGACGAUGAUUUCUUGGAGGUCCUUCCCAAGAAGAGCCGCGGUGGAGUGAAAUCUGAAUCUGUCGAGAAGGAAGACCCAAUUUCUGGCGAUUCUGACGUCGAAGUCUUGCCUAAGAAGAGCCGAGCCACUUCCAAGGCCUCCGCUAGGGUGAAGUCUGAAGACCCUGAAAGCUCCGAAGUCAAAGAAGCCCCCAAGCGCGGACGGAAAGCCAAGUCGAAGCCUGCGGAUGACGGUGACGACGACCUAGACGACGAUGCCUUCUUGGAAAUUGCCAAGGCUCAGGCUUCUGAGGCCGCGAAGUCUUCCCCGAAACCGGCGCGGGCGGCUCGCAAAGCAACCAAGUACACGGCCUUAAGUGAUUCGGACAGUGACAACUUAGAUGAUCUGCUGGGAGACGUGAGCAAGAUGGUGAAGGGAAUCGGUGGCACCGCGGGCGGGUCCACAUCGGAUUCUCUUCAGCUGUUCUCGGAGCGGUCCGGACCUGGCAGCCGCUCAGGACUGCAGAGUAGCACCAAGCCGGCCAAGGCCUCUCCUGACUUUGAUGCGGACGAGACCGACUACAGCAAGCUGGUCCCCCAGGGCUCGCCGCGGCGGUCCCUUCAAGUGAAGUCAAAGGAUCCCGUCACUGUUCUGGAUGAUAGCGAAGAGGAAGAGCCUGUGAAGCCAGUAGCUGCUAAGGCGAAGCCGGCCGCCAGGGGUAAGGCUGCUGCAUCAACUGCGGCGAAACCGGCAGCUAAGCCGCGUGGUCGCCCGAAGAAGGAUGCUACCACCAAGGCCGCAGCUGCAGCACCCACAAAGCAGACGACACUAUCCCCUGCUGCCAAGGCGUAUGCUUCUAAGCAGGCGAAGUCUAGCGCUGCUGCGAAGAAGAAGCAGUUGGCGGAUGAUCUGUCGGACGAUGAUAUCGAUGCCAUGGCCAAUGACAUUCUGGACUCGCCGGCGGCUCCCGUCAGUCGGCCUUCGCGACGCACGGCAACCACAAAGAAGAAAACGUAUGUGAUUGAUGAUGAUGAUGAUAGCGAUGAUAUUGUUGGGGGAGGUAAUGACUCGGGGGAAGACUUCGAAGAUAGCGAGUGAGUGGUGGGCAUGCAGGAGGGAUCUCGCGAUGCUGAGCGUCUAAGGGGAUUUCUGGCUCCGUCGGUGCAGUAGCCCUCUUCGUUGUCCUUUCUUUCUUUUUCAUUAUCAUUUCUGUUCUCAUUUCUUUACAACUGGAUCUAUAUUCUUUGUUUAUUAAUAGGAUGUGUUUAUAAAUUGCGAUCGGGAAGAGAUAUUCCUUGCAGGCGUUUUUGUGUAUCUGAUGGGUCGGUCGAUCCACUCACUCUAGUUCAAGGUUGGAUGGAAACGAAGCGGAAUGGACCGACAUU